This is a messenger RNA of Phascolarctos cinereus (koala), 601 nucleotides long. RefSeq names its product general transcription factor IIH subunit 5 (gene GTF2H5). The record is from RefSeq and is a predicted model, not a curated record. Gene Ontology annotation, biological process: nucleotide-excision repair, preincision complex assembly; nucleotide-excision repair; transcription initiation at RNA polymerase II promoter. Gene Ontology annotation, cellular component: transcription factor TFIIH core complex; transcription factor TFIIH holo complex. NCBI's taxonomy places the organism in Eukaryota, Metazoa, Chordata, Mammalia, Diprotodontia, Phascolarctidae.
ACCGACCCGACCCGACGCAGGGGCCUGAGGCGCAGGCGCAGUCCGCUGGUAAUUUGGCAGAGCUGAAGCUGGGGGCUGGCUGCCUGGAGUUCACAUCAUCCCUUUUGUUUGCCAUCAUUGACAACAUUUGACUCUUCUAACUUGGAGAAAAUGGUGAAUGUCUUGAAAGGCGUGCUUAUAGAAUGUGACCCUGCUAUGAAGCAAUUUCUGCUGUACUUGGAUGAGUCAAAUGCCCUAGGGAAGAAAUUCAUCAUACAAGACAUAGAUGACACCCAUGUCUUCGUACUGGCAGAGCUGGUUAACUUCCUCCAGGAGCGAGUGGGAGAGUUAAUGGACCAGAAUUCUUUUCCUAUUACACAGAAAUGAAAAAACUAGAAAAUGGGAAUUGACCUAUCUCAGAAACUCUGAAAUUGUAAACAAACAAAAGAACGAGAUUUUUCCAGUUAGCAUUUUAUGAGACUGAUUACAUAGAUAAUUAAGCAUUUCUGUAGCAGUGGUUAUUGCACAAAUGCAUAUCCUCAGACUAAAUGUUCCGAAGUUGUUUGGUUUCUGUUCAAUUCAUAGACAACACGAAUAAAAACUUUACCAGAGUUCCCUAUGA